GUUACAUGACGUUGUUGUUCUAGCGACCUCGGUUGGCAACCCAAAAUGGCACGCUUUUGGCUACCUGAAUAAGGUGUAUAUUCUUGGGCUAAAGCGGCGCGGUUCUAGCGCCAGAGUAUUUACGUAAUAAAGCAGACGAACAGUUGUAACUUGAAUCAUUUAAUAAUUAUUAAAGAUCCGUCGUUUUGCAAAAUGUCAAGAAGUGUGUGGUCAAAGGUUUUCGCCAAUUUCGUCAAUUCUUUAAGACCCCGCCAAACUAAGGGCAAUCUUAUGGGUGAAGACUACAUGUUCAACAAAUAUUAUGAAAUACCUGCAAAUCCCAAAAUUGGGAAAAGAAACCCAUCCCGUUGGUUUGUUCCUAUUGAAAAGGAUAACUUUGAACAGGAAUUACCUGCUGAAUGGGAGGCUUGGCUUAGAGGAAGAAGGAAAGAAGUUCCAAAUACUGAAGAAGUCCUUAAAAAUUUGGGAAUUAUGCAAAUAAAGAAAAUCAAUGCCAAAAAAGUGGCUAUUGAAAAUCCAUUUGUUCAUGAAGAAAGUGAGCUUCCUGCACCAACAUCCAAAUUCCCUGUUCUCAAAGAUUAUGAACUACCAGAUCAGAUGAUGAGAAAAAAGACAUAGUUUCUUUUGUUGUUGCUAUUUGUGAUUCAUUAGUUGUAUGUGAAUGCUAAUAGAUUCAUUUAUAAAUGAA
This is a messenger RNA of Daphnia magna, 688 nucleotides long. RefSeq names its product NADH dehydrogenase [ubiquinone] 1 alpha subcomplex assembly factor 2. Gene Ontology annotation, biological process: mitochondrial respiratory chain complex I assembly. Gene Ontology annotation, cellular component: membrane. Bases 193 to 618 code for a protein of 141 amino acids. The transcript is spliced from 4 exons. The record is from RefSeq and is a predicted model, not a curated record. NCBI's taxonomy places the organism in Eukaryota, Metazoa, Arthropoda, Branchiopoda, Diplostraca, Daphniidae.